GUUGAUCUGUGUCUGUGUGUGUGUGUGUGUCAGUGUGUGUGUGCGUGUGUGUUUAUAGUUUUGUGUAACCAUGUACAGGCCGGUUUGUAUACGAUAUGUUUAUUCUACGGAAUCAAGAUUAAUGAGGAUUUAAACAAAUACAGAUAUAAUUGACUUUCUCCGCCACUAACCAUCGUCUUUAAACUUCAACAAAUUUUUAACCGCUAUUUAAUCUUCAUACAAUCAUAAUCAAUACUGACCUGGAAAAUGACUUUUAAGCCAACAAAGCCACGUGGUCCCAUAGCAGCAAUGUACAGCAGUCCUGGGCCCUGCUACCAGCUACCUAAUUUGAUCGGUCAUGAAGGGCACGACACUCGGAGUACGUACCAAAAGGCACCGAGCUACGUAUUUGGCCUGAAGCAAGAAUCCCGGAAGAGCGGUUGUAGUCCCGGACCUAAGUACAAUUUCUCUCACUUACAAGUUUUUCGGGACGGCAAAGAUGGCACACCUCAGUACUCUCUCUAUGGUCGGCCUAAACAGCGUCCUACGAUUCAUACACCGGGCCCCGGUUCCUACUCUAUUUCUCCAUCUGCGAAAUCAGUCUUUGAAUCAGCUCCCACUUAUAGUUUUGGACAGCGCCACGAAGGUCGUCGUACAGACACUACUCCAGCCCCUAACAGUUAUUCUCUGCCAGCAUUACUCGGGAGGACCAUUCAAGGUGGAAAGUUACAGGCACCAGCUUAUACGUUAUUGGGACGAAAGACACUUGGGAGUUUCCAUGAAGACUUAGCAAAGCUGUAUCAGAAUGUACAUCACGGAAUAAGAAUCCACAGAGUAUUCGAUAAAGCGUGGGGCUUUGCCCGUGACCCUUCACAGGUUUCUAAGACGGGUGAGAUUUAUGUUGGUCGACGUGCUGUUGGGAUAGUUGAGCCAGCUGUAAGUCGACGUCUGAAGAAAAGUAUAACACGACACAAAGGGACUUUCUGA
Molecule: messenger RNA, 966 nt
Organism: Octopus sinensis (East Asian common octopus)
Lineage: Eukaryota; Metazoa; Mollusca; Cephalopoda; Octopoda; Octopodidae
Product: outer dense fiber protein 3-like
Exons: 4
Coding region: 247-966 (239 amino acids)
Cellular component (GO): cytoskeleton
Source: RefSeq, a predicted model, not a curated record